UACCUGCGCCUGCACCUGUUACGAAAGCGGCGCAGAAUAUUUACCAGGCUGUCGCGCGAGUCUUUCCCGGAACAUUGAUACCACGACGCAACAUGAGACUUGCUGCCCUGUGAUUGAGGUUCAAUUUUGAUAGCUGUAGCCAUGCUGCACGUCGGUCAGGCCAGCGCAGGCCGGCCAGUGGCGAGCAGCCGUUCUGUCGCCAGGGGUCCUCGUCCACUGCAAUGCCCGGUUUCGACGUUUGCGCCAUCCUCUAGGCGCCUGAUUGCUGAGGCAAAGCGUGGUGGCAGGCCCACGUCGGAGCCGUCGGCAGCUGGCGAUGACGCGGACCCGCUGGCCGCAGUGGCGGAGCUCAACUUCCGCGAACUGCAGGCCGAGCUCAAGGCGCGCGGGCUGCCAGCUGGCGGCAAGCGCGAGGAGCUAGCGGAGCGCCUCGCCGCGGCCCUGGCGGACGAGGGCGCCGGCGCCGGCGCCAGCGCCACAGGGGGAAGCAGCAGCAGCAGUGGCAGUGGCAGUGGCAAUGCUAAGGCGGCGGCGGGGAUCGACCUGGACUCGGCGCUAGACCUGUUGGAGGAGGUGCCGUACGCAGAGCUGAAGGCGCUGUGCGCGGAGGCGGGUCUGUCCGCGGCCGGCAAGAAAGCCGAGCUGCAGCAACGGCUUGCGGAGGCUGCGGUGGCCGGCGACAUCGACCUCGUGUCGCCGCUAGAGGGCGAGGACCUGGAGCAGCCGGAGGCGGCACGGGCCGCCUCCCACGGCUCGGCGCAAUCCAGUGCCGCCGCCGCCGCCGAUGCCGCGGCGCUGCUGCCGGAGCUGCUGGCGUUGUCGGCGGAGGAGCUGGAGGCCAGCCUGUCCGAGUACGGCGUGGCGGCGCCCGGCGGCGGCGGCGGCCGCGGCUGGCGCGGUGACAAGCGGGCCAUGGCGCAGGCGCUGGCGGAGGCGAUGGUGGCCGAGGUCACGGCUGAGCUCGAGGAGGGCGGCGAGGCCGCCGACGAAGACGAGCUGCAAGAGGGCGGCUACGACGACGACGCGGACGGCCCCGACGCCCUGUUUGACGCCGAGAUGGAGCUGGGGGAUGCCGACCGCAAGCGGCUGCUGGCAGCGGAGUCGGAGGCGCUGCGGGCGCAGCUGGGCGGGAGCACGCGGCAGCAGCUGUACGCGGCGCUCAAGGAGCUGGACCGGCACGCGACCUACACCACCCGCGGGGUGCUGCUGGACCGACUGGUGCGCGCCCGAGCCGAGGCCGCCCUGGAGGCGACGCUGCAGGCGGCCGCGAAAAGCCCCGACGCCGCUGCCAAGCUCCGCAAGCGCAUCGCGCGCGCCGGCUCUUCCUCCACGCCCGACGCCGCUGGCGAUGCGGGCGCUGGCGCGGCUGGCGUGGCCAUCGACUUCAGCAAGCUCACGCUGCCCGACCUGAAGCACAUGCGCGUGACCGACUUGCGCGCGGCGCUGGAACACUUUGGAAUGGACUCCAACGGCAACAAGUACGACAUGCUGGAGCGGCUGAAGGCGCACCUGGUCGCUCUGCAGCCCGGCGGCGUCAUACGCCGCGGCCGUACCCCCGCCGCCGUCACCGCCGCCGCCGCCGCCGCCGCCGCCGCCCCCGAGGAGGGCGGCGGCUCCGCCGCAGAGGGCUCCGCCGCCGGCGGCGGCGCCGAAGGCGGCGAGGGCGAGCCGUCGUUGGACUAUGUGCUCGGCAUGAACCUUCGCUCGCUCCGCGAGGAGCUGGACAAGCGCGGCCUUUCCACUGCCGGCGCCCGCACGCAGCUGCAGCAGCGGCUGAUGCUCGAGCUUCGUGCCGAGGCGGAGCGCUCGGGCCGUGGCGCCGGCGGCGCCGGGGAGGCCGGGGGCUUGGCCGACGACGAUCACGACGAGGAGGUGCUGGAGGGGGGGCUGCCGGUGCGCCUGGCGGCGCUGGCGGAGCUGCCGCUCGAGCGCCGCGCCGCGGCGGCGGUGGCCGCCGCCGCGUGCGACCCGGCGCGGCUGCUGGUGCUCGGCGGAGAGGCGCCGGUGGACGUGGCGGUGGUGGCGGGCGGCUGCCCGCCCGGCCGCCUGGACGCGGCGGCGGCGGCGCUGGAGGCGGCGCGCGCGGCGCUGGAUGCGCUGUACACGGCGCACAUGGACUCGCCGCUGGACGCCGCCACCCGGCCCGACCCGGCCGCCGUCAGCCGCUUCGCCGCCCGCGCCGCGGAGGUGGGCGCCGCCGCCGCGGCGGCGGAGCUGGAGGCGGCGGCGGCGGCCGCCGGCGACGCCGGCGCCGACUCGGCGCAGCUGCUGACUGGCGUGACGGCUGUGUCGGCGGCGCCCGCCGCCGGCGGCGUGCCGCGCGCCGCCACCGGCACCGUGGUGUCGGUCUGGUGGCUGGACGGCGCCAGCGGUGCUGCCACGCUUCUGUCGCCGGCGCAGGUCUACGCCGCGACGCCCGCCGAGCUGGCGGCCGGCUGUCUUCCGGGCGUGCACCCAGGCCUCCUGGCGGUGCCGCCGCCCAGCCCGCUCUCGCUCUCCACGCCCGCCCUGGACGUGCCCGUCCCCGCUGUGGCUUCCGCCGCCUCCUCCAAGGCGGGCGUGCCCACCACGUACGACAGCGUGGCGGCGCUGGCCAAGCACCUCAAGGCGGCGGCGCACGUGGUGUUCCCGGCGGUGCCCGCGGGCGGCCGCGCGCACUGCGAGCUGGCGGCGGCGCUGGAGGACGCGGGCAUGGGCGCGGUGGUGGGCAGCGGCGCAGAGGCAGCCGCACUCACCACCGACCGCGUUGCCCUGCUGGCCAAGUUGUCCGAGCUCAACUACCCCGUGUCGCCGCUGCUGCACCUCACCGCCGCCGACGUGGCGGCGGCGGUGGCGGCGGCGCGCGCCGAGGCGGCCGCGGCGGCCGCCAAGGCCAAGGCCGGCGCUGGUGGCAAGAGGGGUCGCAAGACCGCGGAGCCCGAGGAGGCGGAGGCGUCUGAGGAGGCGGCUGAGGAGGAGGCGGAUGCGGAGGAGGUGGCGGUGCUACGGGCGGCCUACGCCGCGGUGCUGGCCAAGGUGACGGCCUGGUUCGAGCAGCAGGCCUACCACCCCGAGCAGCAGCUGGUGAUCCUGCGGCCGCGCCACUCGGGCGGACUGGCCACCGCCGCCGACGCCGCCACCGCCAUGGGCGCCGCCAGCGCCGCCGCGCUGGCCACGCAGCCGCUGGUGGCGGCGGCGGAGGGCGGCGCGGCGGCGGCGGCGCUGGGCGCCUGGACCGACAUGGUGCUGGAGGCGGUGCCGUCGCCGCCUGCCGCCGCCGCCGCCGCUUCGUCAUCGCCUUCCUCGUCGGGAAGUGCGACCGACAUGGGCAGCCAGAGCAGCGUGGGCAAGAGCGGCACCGUGGCGCGGUUCGUGUGCACUGUGGUGGAGACGCCGGACGGCCCCGUGGCGCUGCUGCCCACGGAGCUGCAGGUGGUGGACACGGACGCCGCCAUCCGAGUACACGCGGCCGAGGUGGCGGAGUGGGAGGCGCUCAAGGCCGGCGCCAGCGACGCCGAGGCCGCGGCCGCCGCCGCCGCCGCGGCCGCCGAGGAGCCUGAGGUGUGGCGGCUGCUGGGCGCAGACCCCCGCAGCCGCGUGUUGCCCGCCUCGCUGCCCUCCACGGUGUCGGCUCGGCUGCACACGCCGCCGCGCUUCAGCCGCAAGCUGGCGCACGCGGUCCGCCACGCCGCCGCCAAGCUGUUUGGCCAGCUGGGCCUGCGUGACGUGGCGACGGUGGAGGGCUGGGCGCUGCUGCCGCACGGCUACGAGGCGGCGCUGCAGGCUGUGGAUGAGGACGGCGAGCCUGUGGUGCCAGUGCUGUGGGACGAGGACCCCGCCAUCCUGCAGCGCCUGGCUCAGCAGGAGGCGGAGCGUAUCGCCGCCGACCCCUCCCCCCUGGAGGCCUACUACGACGCCGGCAGCAGCUGGCACGCCGACCUGGACGCCUUCGAGCCGGCGCGCUACCUGUCGGCCGCCUCCAACGGCGACCACGGCGCCGGCGUGCUCCUCAGCGCCGUCGACGCCGCACCGCCCGUGUCCCGCUCCCACCCCGCCGUUCUGGCGGCGGCGGAGCUCGGGCUGCCACACGCCGCGCUGCUGCGAAACCUGGCCAACAGCGCGCUACGCCGCGCCGCCGCCGCCGGCGACGCGCGCGCGCUGACGCCCGGCGGCGAGUACGUGCCGCCGGAAGAGGUGGCGGAGGCGGCGGUGCUGUCGGUUGCGAUGCGGGACGCCUUGGCGGGCGGCGGCGAGGCCGCGGACGAGGCGUCGGUGGCGGCGCAGGCGGCGGCGGCGGAGGCGGCGGCGGCGCCGGUGGCGCUGGCGCCGGCGGCGCUGCAGCUGCCCAUGCCGCCUCAGCUGCCGCUGUACCACAGCGCUGUGCUACAACACCUGCGGGAGGGCGACGAGUACGACCAGUGGGUGGAGACGGUGGACCCGGACUAUUGGGACGACGCCGAGGGGCCGCUGCGGGUGGCGGUGGCGGAGGAGCACAUGCACCAGGCGGCGGAGGCGGACAGCGGCCUGCCCAGGGCGUACGGCGACGACCCGCUCCCCCUGGCCACCGACAUGGCGGCGGCGGUGGAGGUGGAGGGCCAGCGGCUGCUGCUGGAUGCGGCGGUGGAGGCGCUCGGGGACUUCGGCGCCGGCCUCGCCUCCGCCAUGCGCGCUCUGCCUCUGGAGGACGCCCUGGCAGAGGACGCGGAGAUCUCGCUGCGGCGCGUGCGGCCGCUGCCGCCGCCCGAGGAACUGCUGGGCGACGGCAGUGACGGCACCGCCGACGACCCGCGGAUACGUGCCGCCUGGCAGCUGGCCGCCAUCAGCGAGCUGGCGCGGCGACACGGUUGGGAGCUGCUGGAGUGCGCGGACGCGGUGCAGGAGGAGCGGGACAGGGCGGCGGCGGGGGAGGCGGCGCCCAGUGCCGAGGAGGCGCAGGCCGCCGCCGCCGCCGCCGAGAGCGAGCAGCUGGUUCUUGAGGCCAUGUGCGAGGACGACGACGAGGUGAUGGAGCUGCGCACCGGCAUGGUCACGCCCGUGCAGGUGUACCUGCGCUUCAAGGUGUACCUGCGCUUCAAGGCGCGCAUGUCCCGGCGCGAGCCCUUCGCCCACCCGCUGCUGCUGUCCGCCGCCACCACCCUGGGCUACGACGAGUUUGUGGCGCCCGCUGGCGGCGAGGCGCAGCAGCAGGAGGAGGAGGUCGAGGCAGAACUGGUCCCGGCCACGAGCGGCAAGGCCGACAGCGGGCGGCUUCAGAUCCUUCCCGAGGGCGAGGACUCCCCCUUCGGCCCGGGGUCCACCGGCGACGCCAGCUCGCCCACCCACCCCGCCGCCUACGUGUUCAACGUGCCGCCGGAUGAAGCUGUGGAGCUGUCGGCGCCCAUGUCUGCCGCGCUGCUGGCGGAGCAGCUGGCGGACAACGGCGCGGACGGCGGGCUGGUGGCGGCGGCGGCGCAGCCCAUCCUGGAGGCGGCGGCGGCGAGGAUGGGUCUGCCACAGCCUUCCGGAAUUGCGGGGGGCAGCAGCAGCAGCACCCGCGUGGGCAGCAGGGCCAAGAGGUCGGGCGCGGUUGCGGAAGGCGAGGUGGAGGCGGGAGAGGAGGAGGAGGAGGUGGAUGGCGAGGAGGAGGAGGAGGAGCAGGGCGGCGGCGUAAGGGCCAGUGCGUUUGAUGCCAGUGAGGCGGAGGCGCUGACGCUGAUGGAGCUGGGUUUCAGGGCCGAGCCCGUGGCUCUGGACGAGGCCAGCGGCGCUCCGCUGUUGGCGGCGGUGGGCCCCUCCAUCGAGGGCCUGCACGAGGAGGUGGUGGUGGGCGGCUGGGGCGGCGCCUUCGCGCAGCUGCCCGCCUUCCGACCCCUCGCUGCCAUUCUGGAGGAGGCCAACCUGCACCCCGGCCCCGCCGCCGCCGCUUCGUCUUCCGGCGCCGACGGCGAGGGGACUGGAGCGCUGGCGGACGGCGGGUAUGGGCCCGAGUUUGAGGACGAUGCGGAAGACGACGAGGAGGACGGCGGGUUCGGCGCGGCGGAGAGGCGCGCUCUGGCCGCUUCGUCUUCCGCUGGCUCGGGCUCGGCUUAUGCGGCGGAAGACGAAGCGGGCGAGGAGGAGCCGAGCUCGGUGGCGGCGGUGGUGCGUCAGGUGGCGGCGGACACGGGCGACGACGCGCAGGCGAUGGAGCUGGCGGCGACGGCGGCGCCGCUGGCGCCCACGCGCGUGUGGGUGGUGGUGGGCGGCGACGCGGCGCACCACGCUGGGCGCGAGGCGGGCAUGAUCGCGGGCGCCAAUGUGCUUGCCAAGCUGGGCCGGUACCAGGACCUGGUGGUGGAGCCGUUCCUGAUGGUCCCCCACGGCGAGGGUGGCGACGCCGAGGCGCGCCGCUCCGAACUGUUGCGCCGCCGCACACAGGCCGUGUCGGGCCUGGGUCUGACGGCGGGCGCCGACAUGCCGCACUACCUAGCGGACCUGGAGGCCAUACGCUCCACCGCUGACGUGGCCAACCCCAGCGGCCGCAUGGACAUGCAGCCCAUCUACGCCGUCACGCCCGCCACACUGGCCCGCUCCUCCGUUCCGGAUGCGCUGUGGAGCGUGGAGGCCACCGCGGCGCGCGAGGGCGCGGCGCUGCAUGCGCUCUCGGAGCUGCAGCGGCAGCAGCGGGCCGUGCACCGAGACGUGCAGGCCGAGCUGGCGGCGGCGGGGUUCGAGGGCGUUGCGAGCAUGUGGGACAGCAACAUCACGGGCCAGCCCGGCCCGCCGCCAGCCCGCCCGCUGGACCUGACUUCGUUUGCGGAGGACGCAGCGCGCGCCGGUGCGGUGGUGCUGGUGGCGGGACGCGGCAGCAUGGCUGAGUGCGGUGCUUUGCAGUCACUGCUGCAACUCAACGGCGUGCCCUUCGUGGGCCCCGGCCCCGACCAGCUAGCGUUGCUGUGGGACAAGGGCGAGCUGGAGGAGCUGCUGGCGGACCUGCGGGACAGCGCGGGUGUGCAGGUUCCUCCGCGGCUCAUCAUGCCCACCGCCACCGCCCUGGUGGCGGCGGACCUAGACGAGGACGAGGCCGACAAGAUGAUGUCCAGCCUGCGCGGACACGUGAUGGGCGAGGCCGCCGCCGCCGCCGGCACCGCGCCGCUGCUGGUGCGCCCCGCCGCCGAGGUGGCGGGCGUGGGCGUGGCGCGGUUGGACACGGGUGCUGACGUGGUUGCCUACGUGGCGGCGCUGGCGGCGGGCGCCGAGGUUUUGCCCGCCGACACCCUGUCGCACCCGCACCCCGAGGUCCGGCUGCCGCCGCUGCUGCCACUGGAGCUCAUCUUCGAGCCUUACGUGGAGGCGGACGCGCUCAUGCUCGUGGUGGGGCCAGGCGCCGGAAGUGGCGGCGGCUCGGAAGCGGCGGCGGCGGCUGCGACUGCGGAGGGCAGCGGCGCCGGCAAGCGCAAGCGGCGCACGACGGAGGCCAAGGCGGAGGAGGAGGCUGCGGGCGCGGGCGCGAGUGCGGGGGCGUCCGGUGCCGGCGGCGCGCGGCUGCAGUGCCUGGGCCGCAGCGGCUGGGUGGAGGUGUGCUUCAGCCUGAUUGGGCCGCUGGGCGCCAUGUCGUGCCUACCGCCAUCGGUGCGGGCGGCCGUGGUGGCCGCGCCCGACCUGCAACAGGCGGAGGAGGCCGGCGCCGCCGAGGGCGGCGGCGGCGCCGCCGCCGCGGUGGCGGCGCUGCUGGCGCACAGCCCGGUGGCGCCGGUGUGCCCGCCGCCGGCGGGCGUGCUGGCGCCCGAGGUGCUGGCGGCGGCGUGCCAGCGCGCGGUGGCGGUGGCGGACCGGCUGGCGCUGCGCGGCGUCGCUCAGGUGGAGGCGUUCGUGUCGGUGGCCACCGGCGAGCUGCUGGUGACGGACAUCAACCCCGUGCCCGACCUGGGGCCAGACAGCGUCAUCUACCGCCAGGCCGCCGCCGCCGGGCUGCUGCCCGCCGACCUGCUGCGGCAGCUGCUGGGCUUGGCCAUCCAGGCCGCCGCCGCGCCGCAGGCCGCCGCCGCGUCCUUUGAGGGGCAGAUGGCGGCGCUCGAGGCGGAGGCGGAGGAGGAGGGCGGGCCGGUGCGCUGGGAUGACGUGGCGUACGAUGAGGAGGAGGCGGCGGCGGCGGGCGUGGUGGGCGCGGGGGUGGACGAGGAGGAGGAGGUGGAGGAGGAGGGCGGGCUGGGCGGCCUGGGUGAUGAGGAGGACGAGGGCGAGGAGGGCGCGGUCGGCGGCCGGCGGCGGCGCGGCGGCGGCGGCGCGGAGGAUGACGAGGACAUGCUGGGGCAGCUGGAGGAGAUGCGUGGCGGCGUGGGCGCGGAUGCGGAGGAGGAGGGCUUUGAGGAGGACUUUGGGGAGGAGGCCUGGGGCGGCGGCGGCGCGGCCAGCAGCGGCAGCCGCGGCGGCCGGAUCUUUUUCGAGGAGGAUGGCGUGGGCAUGGGCGCGGGCGCGGGCAUCGGCGGCGGCUACAUGCCGCUGAGUGAGGCUGGCCGGGGUGUGGGCCGGGGCGGCGCUGGCGGCCGUGGGGGUGCUCGCAAGCGGUAUGACGACGAUGACGAGUGAAGGGAUGUAGCCCGCCAUAGGUGAACAAUCAGCGGUGAAGGUGGGCGUUGGAGCAAGUUUGAGGCCGGUGGCUCACGGCUGGAAACGGUGGGGGGGUAAAUGAAUUGAAGGACACGUGCAUGCAUGCGCACGGAGAGAGCGUGUGCGGCGCGUGUGUUCACGCGUGUGCGCGUUCCUCGGAAGUAGUAAGGUGGAAGGACCAGACCAUACCGACUGGAAUGAAACCAACUCAUCCAAUGUGGCAAGCCGGACAUGUAUUGCGUAUGGCAACUGGUAAAGGACUUGUCAAUGUGUGCGUGGGAAAGCUCGGAUCGGCUCGCAAGGCAAGGCGGCCUGUGUAAUGCAAAAACAAA
Messenger RNA from Chlamydomonas reinhardtii, 8879 nucleotides. RefSeq lists its product as uncharacterized. The record is from RefSeq and is a predicted model, not a curated record. Gene Ontology annotation, molecular function: D-alanine-D-alanine ligase activity; metal ion binding; ATP binding. The coding region runs from base 142 to 8526 and encodes 2794 amino acids. The transcript has 30 exons. Gene Ontology annotation, biological process: peptidoglycan biosynthetic process. Lineage: Eukaryota; Viridiplantae; Chlorophyta; Chlorophyceae; Chlamydomonadales; Chlamydomonadaceae.